AUGUCCAACAACCCCAAUGACCAUGCCCAUUCGGCGUCCAGCCUUAUCAGCGAAUCAAAGAACCCUCCAGCUCGAGAUCAAGCCUGGGUCCACUCUCGUACAAUGUCCAUGCCAGAUAUCCAUCGCCUCAAACGAGAAUGGGAGCUAUAUCAAAAGAGUGCUGACAAUUCACACGUGAUGGAGGCAGGCAAAUUGCAGAUUGAUCUACUUAAUAUUCGCACUGAACCCAAGUACAAACGACCGUUGAUGCGGAUAAAGAUGGGAUCUGCUCAGUAUUACUCUUCUCGCUCAACAAAGUGGACAGGCGAUUGGAAUGAAGGCUUCAUUUUCGUGGUCACUUAUCAUGCGCAAUUAUUCGACACCAUUGAUUUUGAUUUGUAUGACAAGCCAAAGAAGCACUUGUUUGCCAAAAACCUUCAUGUCGCUAAGGCUAAGCUCAAGAUAUCCAAAUUGCAAGGUCAUGAUGAUGUCUUUGUCAUGUUCCUUCCACUCUAUGAAUAUCAUGCGAAUCGAUCAUUGCCUGAGGACGUCAAAGAUACUAUCACAGACACCAAUUUGCUCCAUAUGGCCGAGGCAUCGGGUCGAAUUAUGCACAAGAAACUCAUCGGCUCAAUACAAAUUCGGAUACGUUAUCAUUUUCAACGUCCUGAUGAAGUAUCGGUGCCCAAUCCAUCCAGAGGACGCUGCUUUUCCUAUAACCGUAUUGAAGAUGAUGAUCCCGGCAAUAGCGACCUUGAUGAACAAAGCCGUAUUUUCCACUUGCCCCUAGCACAACUUGUCAACUCGCGGCCCGAUGUCGAUUACAAUCCACCAGCAGCACACAAUGCAUCAUUAUCAACCAUUGCAUCUACAGGAGGUGUAGCACCCACACGGAGAGGAUCCACCAGAAGGAAAGAAUCGGCUGCGGAUACGAGGAACAAUAACAGCAACAACAACAAUAACAAUGCAGCUAUUUCUCAGCAUGGCCGAGGUGAAUUGGCACAAGACCAAAGAGUGGUGGAUGAUGAAUUUCGUGACAGACUUACCCACAUCAUGAGUACGAAUGUUCCUGGAUCGAAUGCAACCUUACUCCAACAACAAUCACCCGUUGACAGCUACGUUAAUCAUGGGAAUAUGCGCAAACGACAUCAGCCAUUAUUUCAAUCCACUGCAUUUCUUCAGGCGUUAUCAGAUCGGAUAUGUCGUUGUUUUGAACCUAAGGCAAAGUCAUCUAAUCGUGGUCAACGCUAUGGAUUUUCUCAAAACGAUUCUUCUGAUCAUGCUUUUUGGAACCGCCCGAGCAAAGAAGAGGAUGAUAUCGAAGAAGAGCAAUUGGACAGGAAGUCUGGAAAGUUGAUGUCAAAGAAAAAAGGACGACGGCGACGACGACGUGAUCGGAUCAAGGAUGGUGCCACACGACGUGCACGACACAUUAUCCAUAGUGUCAAUUUCGGCGACAAGAAUUUCGCUUCCCAGUGGAUGCAGGACACAUUUGAUGACGUUGCCAUAUCUCAUCCAGCCUUUGAUCGAUUGGUGGGCCUUGUUGUCAGUAGUCAAACCCGUACUCUCGUACGAUCGAUUAUUAAGCUUGCGAAUGCUUUUGGACAAGGAUUCAAGGUCACGAGCUUCCGAUUGCUGAAAGGAAUUAUUCUUCUCGAACGAUAUUACAAGUCUGUACACAAACCUUCUCCAGGACCACCUGUAAAAGAUCCACGCAUUAUUGAUGAUGGUUGUCAUUAUUUUGGCUAUGCCCUGAUGGCUUAUGGAUGGCGAGGUCUUUUCUAUCUAGGAUCAUAUGGAGAAUUUAUUCGACAGGCGAGACAUCGGCGAUCCAACAAGUACGCUAUUAUUCGUUACCUUCAGCUUCAAUCAGAGGAUCUACUUGGAUAUGAAUAUGGUCUUCGAAAGGGUGCAGUGUUUCAACCGAGCUAUUUCGUUGCGAUUGAUCGUACGCGUCAAGCAAUUGUAUUGAGCAUUCGUGGUACCUGGAGUUUAUACGAUGCGAUCACGGAUUUGGUGUGUGAAUACAAACCUUUCAAAGGUGGUCUUGUUCAUGCAGGCAUGCUCGCCUCAGCCCAAUGGUUUUACACCAAUAUUAUCCCUCAAAUAUUUCGAUACAUCCACCAUCACGCAAAGGAGCUGCGAUCUUUCAUCAUCACUGGGCACUCGUUAGGAGGUGGUGCUGCAAGUUUAUUGACCAUGCUGGUAUCCGAACAUUUGGAGGAAUUACGGAAGCUUUCCAACAAUCCUUCCUUUCAAUUGCACUGCUACAGCUAUGCACCGGUUGCUUUGAGCUCUCGGGAGUUGAAUGAACGAUACGACCAGUAUAUCCAUAGCUUCAUUGUCCAAGAUGAUGUGGUUGGCCGAUUAUCAUAUGGCACAGCAAUGCAACUCAAGGAGUUGCUUAUGGACACUAUCAGCGCUUACGAGACAUUGGGUGGAUGGUACAAGGUCAUGACGGAUCCCGAAAAACGAAAGCUAUGCUUCAACAUUCUCGAUCGACGACGUGAGCGUAUCAUCAACAAUACAGAUCAGCUUUAUCCCUUGCUCUAUAUUCCAGGCAAGAUUGUGUAUAUCCGACGCGUACGAGAACGUCGAUUUAUGCGAGUGAACAAGUAUCCGUCAAGAGCAUCGACCAUUGUUUCUUGGAAAGCCAUCAGUCUUCGACGUCGAUUAGGAAAGAAAGCCAAAUCCAAAGCGAGACAAGUAUCAGACAAGAUCCCUGGAGUGACAAGGAAUCGAUUCACAGCACACGUUGGUUCCUGCCAGCUCUCAAGCGAGAUGUUUAUUACAAAGUCAUGCAUCGAAGAUCAUAUGCUUGAAAGUUAUCAGAACGCCUUUGAUCAAUUACGAGCCACCCAUGGUCAACCUUCAUAA
Lichtheimia ornata is the source of this 2856-nucleotide messenger RNA. RefSeq lists its product as uncharacterized. Lineage: Eukaryota; Fungi; Mucoromycota; Mucoromycetes; Mucorales; Lichtheimiaceae. The coding region runs from base 1 to 2856 and encodes 951 amino acids. The transcript is spliced from 10 exons. Gene Ontology annotation, biological process: lipid metabolic process. The record is from RefSeq and is a predicted model, not a curated record.